Messenger RNA from Aethalodelphis obliquidens (Pacific white-sided dolphin), 4359 nucleotides. RefSeq names its product RNA binding motif single stranded interacting protein 1 (gene RBMS1). Bases 417 to 1718 code for a protein of 433 amino acids. The record is from RefSeq and is a predicted model, not a curated record. NCBI's taxonomy places the organism in Eukaryota, Metazoa, Chordata, Mammalia, Artiodactyla, Delphinidae. Gene Ontology annotation, molecular function: RNA binding. Gene Ontology annotation, cellular component: ribonucleoprotein complex. The transcript has 15 exons.
CAGAUGCCGCCUGGCACCGAGCGCAGCCGCCGCCGCCGCCGCCGCAGCAGCAGCACUUUCCACUUGUAUUGAUCACCUCCCGGCCCCGCUGAGCCUGCUCGCCGCAGCGGAGCGCGGCCAGCGCGCCAGCCCUUGGGCAGCCCCGGAGCACUCGGGCUCCGGGAGGCAACUCCUUGCGAGCGCCCUGUCCGGGGUGCCCUCUGCGCUCUGCAGUGUCUUUCUCUCUGUCUGGGAGCAGAAGAAGGAGGAGGAGGAGAGGGAGGAGGAGGAGGAGGAGGAGGAGGAGGACGUCUGGUCCGGGCUGAGAGGUGGAGCAGCGGCAGCAGCCGCCGCCGGAAAGGGAGAGGCAGGAGAGACCGAGACUUGGAAACCCCAAAGUACCCGCGACCCUGCACGGCAGGCUCCCUUCCAGCUUCAUGGGCAAAGUGUGGAAACAGCAGAUGUACCCUCAGUACGCCACCUACUACUACCCCCAGUAUCUUCAAGCGAAGCAGUCUCUGGUCCCAGCCCACCCCAUGGCCCCUCCCAGCCCCAGCACCACCAGCAGUAAUAACAACAGUAGUAGCAGUAGCAGCUCAGGAUGGGAUCAGCUAAGCAAAACGAACCUCUAUAUCCGGGGGCUGCCUCCCAACACCACAGACCAGGACCUGGUGAAGCUGUGUCAGCCAUAUGGGAAAAUUGUUUCCACGAAGGCAAUUUUGGAUAAGACAACGAACAAAUGCAAAGGUUAUGGUUUUGUCGACUUUGACAGUCCUGCAGCAGCUCAGAAGGCUGUGUCUGCCCUGAAGGCAAGUGGGGUUCAAGCUCAAAUGGCAAAGCAACAGGAACAAGAUCCUACCAACUUGUAUAUUUCUAAUUUGCCACUGUCCAUGGAUGAGCAAGAACUUGAAAAUAUGCUGAAACCAUUUGGACAAGUUAUUUCUACAAGGAUACUACGCGAUUCCAGUGGGACAAGUCGUGGUGUUGGCUUUGCUAGGAUGGAAUCAACAGAAAAGUGCGAAGCCGUUAUUGGUCAUUUUAAUGGAAAAUUCAUUAAGACGCCACCCGGAGUUUCUGCUCCUACAGAACCUUUAUUGUGUAAGUUUGCGGAUGGAGGACAGAAGAAGAGACAGAACCCAAACAAAUACAUCCCUAAUGGACGACCGUGGCAUAGAGAAGGAGAGGUGAGACUUGCUGGAAUGACACUUACUUAUGACCCAACCACGGCUGCUAUACAGAACGGAUUUUAUCCUUCACCAUACAGUAUUGCUACCAACCGAAUGAUCACUCAAACUUCUAUUACACCCUAUAUUGCAUCUCCUGUAUCUGCCUACCAGGUGGCAAAGGAAACCAGAGAAAACAAGUAUCGGGGCUCUGCUAUCAAGGUGCAAAGCCCUUCUUGGAUGCAACCGCAACCGUAUAUCCUACAGCACCCCGGUGCCGUGUUAACUCCCUCAAUGGAGCACACCAUGUCACUACAGCCCGCAUCUAUGAUCAGCCCUCUGGCCCAGCAGAUGAGUCACCUGUCACUAGGCAGCACCGGAACAUACAUGCCUGCCACGUCAGCUGUGCAGGGGGCCUACCUGCCACAGUAUACCCACGUGCAGACGCCGGCGGUUCCUGUGGAGGUUGGUAUAGACUGUCCAGUGGCCGUUCUGGCAGAGGCGAGUGGUCAGCAGCAGGUGGCUGUAGAGACGUCUAAUGACCAUUCUCCAUAUACCUUUCAACCCAAUAAGUAACUGUGAGAUGUACAGAAGGGUGUGCUUAAAUGAAGAAGGUUGUGAAGGCUGAACAAUCAUGGAUUUUUCUGAUCAAUUGUGCUUUAGGAAAUUAUUGACAGUUUUGCACAGGUUCUUGAAAACGUUAUUUAUAAUGAAAUCAACUAAAACUAUUUUUGCUAUAAGUUCUAUAAGGUGCAUAAAACCCUUAAAUUCAUCUAGUAGCUGUUCCCCUGAACAGGUUUAUUUUAGUAAAAAAAAAAAAAAAAAGAAAAAGAAAAAAAAACCAACAAAAAAAAAAAAAAUUUUUAUAAAAUGUUAUGAUGCAAAAAAAGAAAAAAAAAAAAGAAAAAAGGAAAAAAAAAAAAAGAAAAAGAAAACUUCAAUUCUCUGGGUAUGCACAAAGACCAUGAAGACUUACCCAAGUGCAUGACCGGAUUCUUGUGGUUUUGUUCAUUUUGUGUUUUCGUUUGUGUUUUUUUCAGCUGUAUGAAAUGGGCUUUCUGAUGUUUAAAUAGUCCAACUUCACCCCUGGUGUUCUGUGCUUGCAGUGUGAGUGUUGCAGCCAGUGUCUCUUUUCUUAGCUUUCCGUUUUCCUUUCCACGUAGUGUGAAGUGUCUUAUCCUUUUCUAUGAAUUCCAAUUUGCCUUAACUCUUUUGAUGCUGUAGCUGUUUCAGUAAAAGUUAGUUCAAACUAAUGAUGUAGAAUGCUUUGACCAAAUGGGCUGGUCUAUUAUGCCUUGUUAAACAGCAGCAUAGGGCUUUUAAAAGGUAGUCAAUAAAAGUUGCUGAAAUUUUGGCUUUUUUAAAUAUGUAGUAGGUGUUUUUAAUGAUUUUUCACAUAAUGUGUAAGGUAGUGAAAUGCAAGAAGGGAAAACUGUUUUGUGUGAAACACAUUUUCUGACUGGGGAACUUUUAAUAGGGUAAAUUGUUUGUAAGGCUGUACGCCAAGAGUUUCCUCUGAUAGUUUGACUGAUUUAGGAUAUCUGCUGUAUGAUGCAAUGUAAAGUCUUUUUUGCCUUUUUUCAGGAAAAAAAAAAAAACUAACUUGAUGUUCUAGAUUUAGUGUAGGUAGCGUAGGGGCAGGGGGUGGGGGGAGGGGAGGGAGUCACCGAAUGUUUUGUCCUUCCUUUAUACUAACGAUAGUGCUUUAGAAUGAGAAUGACGCCUGAGAUCUGGCAAACCGAAAAAAACCACAGAUGUUGCUAUUGCAACGAAAUAGCAAAAGUUAAAAGUAAGGAUUUAUCUUCAAACAUAAGCUGAGAUAUGAAUAGAAGCGAAACAAUUGGCUACUAGCUCUCUCUAUCACGUAAAUUUGAGAAACAAAAAUUACUUGGCACUUUUAAAGGUAACUUCACCAAAGACCGAAGAGCCAGUAACCAGUAGCUCCAGCUUGUCUCAGCAUCACAUCUUCUGUGCUCUUUAUUUUUGCCGGACCAGUUUGCGGUUAGGAGAAUGUGCCUUUUUUGUACCUUUGGAUUUAGGUUUUAUAAUUUUAAUUGACGUAUGGACACACACAAACAAACAAAAAAGCAUGAAGGAAGAUUUGGAUCCAAGCAGUGCCACACUUUACAUCAUCACUACAAGUGUUAAGUGUAAAGAAAAACCAAUUUUGAAACUAUGAAAUUCCUGAUUCAUAAAUACACAGUUAUUUCUACUUUAGUACAUAUAAGAUAAUUCACUGUUAUUAAAGCUCUUUUAUUAAGACAAUUGCAUACGUUUGAAAAGCAAUGGUAAAUUAAGUUGUCUUCCAAAACUGUGUACUUGUCUGGUCAACUGUGUGUGAUCAGUUAUCUACCUCAGAGUCUAUUUUCUUUUGUGCUGGGACAGGUUGCUGGCCCUCCCUGUUUCCACAGACCAAAUCCUUCCUAGCUCAGGAGCUAGGCCUAAGCAGUUAUUUCUUUCGAGUAUUUUUUAGUUCUUAAAAUUUAUGCUUGUGUUUGAUUAUAGAUGUCAGUGAUAUUUCAUAGUUUCAAAAGUCCUUGCUGCUCUGAGAAGUGUAGAUUCUAGUGAAAUUACAUAGUCAUAAGAGAAGUGUGUUUUUGUUUUUGUUUUUGUUUCCUUUUUUAAAGUUGUGGUAUUAUUGGUUCUAUGCUCCCUGGAAUAUUACUGCUUUGUGAAAGUCCAGACUGAACGCAGCACCCUCUUUGUACCUAGUACAUUGUAAACCUGGGUCUCUCACUACUUGAUAUUUUUGCAUUAGUUAAGACAGAAAUUUGAUAACUCAGAGGGGAGGGGAAAUCUGCUGCUAGAAGUGUCUGAACUAAGUGCCAUACUCGUCUGGGUAAGAUUUGGGAAACAUAACCUCUGUACAUAAAAAAAGAAAAAAAACCAGUUAAACAUCACAUAGUAGACAGCCAUUAAAUUAUAAAAAAAAUUAAUUUAUGAAGAAAGACCUUUUGUACAGAUUGAAAAAAAAAGAUUUUCAUAGAGAUAUCUAUAUGAUCAAGAGAGUUAAUUUUUUAUUUUUGUUUUACUAGUGCCACAAACUUGCCAGUGGUAACUUAUUUGUCCGGUUCAAGAUAACUCUGUAGUUUUCUUUCCUAGGACUUGUUGUUAAACGCCAAAAAGACAUUUUUGAACUGUACAUUUGAUCAGAUUGUUAGCUUUUUCUGUUUUAUUUCUUUUGAGAACCUUUGAAUAAAAAACAUCUGAAAUUUUA